Molecule: messenger RNA, 3555 nt
Organism: Culicoides brevitarsis
Lineage: Eukaryota; Metazoa; Arthropoda; Insecta; Diptera; Ceratopogonidae
Gene: PEK
Product: eukaryotic translation initiation factor 2-alpha kinase
Exons: 3
Coding region: 171-3413 (1080 amino acids)
Biological process (GO): protein phosphorylation
Cellular component (GO): nucleus; cytoplasm
Molecular function (GO): ATP binding; protein binding; eukaryotic translation initiation factor 2alpha kinase activity
Source: RefSeq, a predicted model, not a curated record
CAGUAGUAGUAGAAAAACAACAGGCGAAUUUCAUAAUAUCUAUUUAUUGGAAUAAUUUCGUAGAGAAACAUCGGGGUUUUCUCUGGCAAAUGAAUAUCUCAAAGCCCUUGGAAUAUGUGUAAAAGUGUUGUUUGAAUUCGUCGUCAAACGCUUAAAGCAAGGUCUGGAAAAUGAUGUUUUUGAAACAGACGAUUCGACGGUCUCAACGAUGGGUUCUGGCAACUUUGCUAUUUGGAACAAUUUUAUUAUCACCUGCUUGCGUUGGCACAAACGAAGUCGAUGAGCCUCUUACAAUAGGCCAGCUACCUUUCUGUGAUGAUGAUAGUGCGCCUCGCAAUGAAAUAAGCAAAAGGUUGUUGUACGUUUCUACUUUGGAUGGCAAACUUUCCGCGCUCGAUAUCACGAAAAAUGGGGAAACCAAGUGGUCUGUCGACACAGGAGAGCCGCUACUUUCGUCGAGCAUACAUCGCUUAGAGUUAUCUACAAAUGGAAAGUGGGUUCGCAUGAUCCCGUCUCUCAGUGGAGGACUGUACAAAUUCGAUGGCGAAACUAUCGAAGCAAUACCAAUCAAGGCUGAAGAUUUGCUCAAAUCAUCGUUCAAAUUUUCUGACGACAUCGUCAUAUCGGGUGGCAUCGAGAAAAAUAGUUAUGGAGUCUCCACAAGAACUGGUGAAAUAUUGUAUCAGUGUUCCAUGAGAGGCUGCACGAACUUUACCGCAGCCGAUGAUGAUCAAGCUAAUAAAAGUGAGCAUCAUGACGCGUUAUUAGAUGAUGUAAUGAUUGUCCGAAGGGAGACACAAACUGUGAGAGCGGUCGAUCCCAGAUCCGGAGUAGAAAGAUGGAAUUUUAGUAUCGGCCAGCACGAGUUAGAGCUCAUGAAGAGUAAAGAUUGCCAAGGAGGCGAUAAAAAUGAAGAACUUGAUACAUUAUUGCUUGAUUUAGAAAUACGGGCAGUUAUUCCCGAAGGAAUUAUUUGUGCAUUUAGUAAAAAGGAUCCGUCAAAGAUGUUGUGGAUGAAGAGAUUCUCAUAUCCUAUUGUAAGUGCCUGGAAAUCUGACACUAACGAAAAUGUAGAAAAUAUAGACUUUUUUUCGUCCGCCGAGUGGCUUUGGAAUGGUCAAAGUGGAAUAUUUAGUCAAACAAAAAAAGACGACGAGCAACAAGUGUCACCAUCUAUUUAUCUAGGAAUGUACGAGAAGCAGCCGUACAUUCAAGAAUCAAAUGCAAUACUGCAAAUUAGUCAAGAGAAACAAUAUCAACAGGGAACACAUAUCAUCACGGACGAUCAAUCCGACUUUAAAUUUCGUGUUCCUUUUCGACCAUUUCCAGCCAAUAAAAAUGGCAUUCAAUUAAUUGAAGAUCAUUCAGAGGAGUCUGAAGUCGUAGUUCCUGGAACAACUGAGAGUCCUCCUGAUGUUCCAACGAAUGCCUUAGCAACGUCCGUGUUAUAUGCCUCGGAGUACGUGAAUGGCAACGGAUUCUUUUUCUACACUUCAAAAGACUCCAAUAAGACACAAAAUAACAUUUGUGAUUCGAAAAAUAAAACGCAAACCGAUGAUCAACAGUUUGAUGAGGCAGACUUGGAUUUUACUCUGAUGGAAAGAAUUCAUGCUCUGACAUUCUAUUGGAAUGAAGUUGUAAUCAUCAUUCUGACGACAGCUGUGUUUGUAUAUUUUUUCAUUAAAAAUAGUCGCACGAACGAGAGGGAAUAUGUUGUAGUUGAAAAACAUAUACCAGUCCCAUUUGCCCGAGAAGCAAUCGAAGGCAUUGAUUAUUCGAGAAGUCGCAGCUCUCAACGUAGUACAUCCGAGUCAAAUCAUAGUGAGGGCGUAUUUCAAUCUCGAUUUGCAACUGAUUUCGACGUUGUUCAGAUACUAGGUAAAGGAGGUUUCGGCGUUGUAUUUGCAGUCAAACAUAAAAUUGAUGAUUGUCACUAUGCCAUCAAACGAAUUGUACUGCCAGCCAAAAAAGAAUCACAAGAUCGUGUAAAGCGUGAGGUACGCACUUUAGCAACCUGUGAGCACCAAAAUAUUGUGAGGUAUUUUCAUGCAUGGUACGAAACUCCGCCGCCCGGAUGGCAGGAGCAGCAGGAUCUUUUGAUGCAAAAAAGAGAAGUUUUAUCAACGUCAAUUGACAUUUGUGAGACACCAACAGAAAUUUCAUCUCUGCCAGCAUUCCCAAAAUCAACUGACAAUGACACCAAGAACACAAAUCAGAAUAAAUAUCUGUUAAAUUUGAAUAAAAAGCCAUUUGACAUGGAUGACUUGAGCUCCGUAGGUAACAGUCAUAUCACAAAUGGACAUGGAAGAGAGGCCGAAGAAGAAGAGACGGAUGGUGGAAUUGUAUUUCAAGAUAACAGCGUAUCUUUUAAUGACAAAAAUUACAAUCACCACAAAGACAACGGAUGCGAUGAGGAUGUUGAGGACUCGUUUGUUGUAUUUAAAAAUGAAACGAAAGACAAGUCAAAAAGCGAUAAAGUUGUUGUCUCAAUCAACGGAGAUGACAAUGCCACAGAGUCACAAACUUUCAGUAUUUCAACUGAUAAUCGAAAACUAGUACCUUACCACAAACGCCGUCGUCAUCUUUCUUUAGAUCUCACCAGUGAAGGCAACGUCAGUUUGCCACCAGUCCAAAGUAGUCGCACUUAUCUCUUCAUUCAGAUGCAAUUAUGCCAGAAGCACAGCCUCAAAGAGUGGCUCAGUAAAAACUCUUAUCUCGAGAGGAAAAGUCAAGUUGUGCCAAUUUUCGAACAGAUUGUCGGUGCAGUCGAAUACGUUCAUCUCAAAGGUCUCAUCCACAGAGAUCUCAAGCCCAGUAAUAUUUUUUUCAGUCUCGAUGGCCAAAUUAAAAUAGGAGAUUUUGGUCUUGUUACCGACAUGGCGGAGCAAACGACGCCCAUCAACGAAAAUUCAAUGAGUCUUCCAAACACCUCAAAUAAAAAACACACGCAAGCAGUCGGAACUACCCUUUAUAUGUCGCCAGAACAAAUAUCUGGACUGCCGUACGACUAUAAAGUGGAUAUUUUCUCACUUGGUCUCAUCCUGUUUGAGCUGUAUGCCACAUUCAAUACGGAAAUGGAACGAAUAAACACUCUUAAAGCGGUACGAAGCCAAAAAUUUCCCGAAGAAUUCAAACAGAAUUUUAACAAUGAAUAUGAGUUGUUGAAAUUAAUGCUUAGCGAGAAUCCAGAUGAUCGUCCAACGACAAUUGGCAUUCGAGCGAGACCUCCACUUUUGCAUCAAGUAAGCAAUGGUGAUGAAUAUCACUUUGAGCUACCGCCACGACAAAGGAGAGAAAGUCACAACAGUAAUAAUCAGAAUUCGACAUUCCUUACGACAGAAUCGAUAAAAGGUAAUUUGAUAAAUUUACAGAAAGAGAUCGUCCAUCAUACAGAAAAACUAUCGGAAAAUUAGUUUUAACUUGUUACAGUUUUAAAUAAUUAAUUUUAAAAAUAAAUGUAAAUUUAAGAAAUACAUUAAUUUAUAAACUUAUUGAUCUUUGUAGCCAAAAGAGGUAUUUUUUUUUAAUCUUAGGUAAAUAUUAUUCCUGAGUUCA